GUAUUUCGUGAAAAUUGAAACACUAUAAAUAACAUGUUAGCGUUAAGAUUCUCAUUCAUCCAUGCACCCAUCUAUAUAUCUCAACCACCAUAAUUCUUUCAAUCUGCCAAUCUAGUUUUUCGUAACUGAAAAUGGCUUCUUCAAUCAGCUUUGCUUGUACUGUUCUCACCCUAUUGUUGAUCAUUUGUGUACAAAGUGAAGCUAAACUGUCUUCAAAUUUUUAUGACUCCACAUGUCCAAAUGCCCUCACUACAAUCCGCACUGCUAUUAGAACUGCCAUUUCACGAGAGCGUAGAAUGGCUGCCUCUCUCGUUCGUCUCCACUUUCAUGAUUGCUUUAUUCAGGGUUGUGAUGCAUCCAUCUUGUUGAAUGAUUCCUCCACAAUCACCAGUGAGAAACAUGCCACGGGCAAUAUGAAUUCAGUAAGGGGAUUCCAAGUCAUAGAUAAUGCUAAAUCUCAAGUCGAGAAAAUUUGUCCGGGUGUUGUUUCGUGUGCAGAUAUUCUUGCUGUUGCUGCCCGUGAUGCAUCAGUUUAUGUUGGUGGACCAUCAUGGAAGGUUAAACUUGGAAGAAGAGAUUCUACAACUGCAAAUUUAAGCUUAGCAAAUACCCAACUCCCCGACUUUCAGGCUAGCCUUGAUUCUCUUAUUUCGUUGUUCAGUACCAAAGGGUUGAGUGCGAGGGACAUGGUUGCUCUUUCAGGUGCACAUACAAUUGGGCAAGCACAAUGUGUCACAUUCCGUACUAGGAUUUAUUGCAACACAAGUGAUAUCAAUCUUGGCUUUGCUGCUACUCGUAAACGUAAAUGUCCAGCUUCUGGUGGGGAUGCAACUCUUGCACCUCUAGAUCCGGUGACACCUAAUUCUUUCGAUAAUAACUACUUCAAAAAUCUUAUUAAGAAGAAGGGUCUUCUUGCAUCAGAUCAAGUGCUUUUUAGUGGAGGAUCCACUGAUAGCAUUGUUCUUGAAUAUAGUAAGAAGCGUAAAAAAUUCGAAUCUGAUUUCGCAGCUGCCAUGAUAAAGGUGGGAAACAUCAACCCUCUUACUGGCUCUGAAGGGCAAAUCCGAAAGUUAUGUUAUACUGUUAAUUAACUUGCUUUCAUAUCUAUAUCAUAAAGAGUUAGAUGUUAAUGAUUUUUGAACUUUUUUAUGGAAUGAUCUCCGUAAUCUGCUAUUCAGUUUUCUGUAAAUUUGUUGUACAAGUGUAAUCUUUCAUGCGAAAGAAAGCAUUUGAAUGGUGCUAGUCAAACAAAGAUAAAGGUUAAAAUUA
This is a messenger RNA of Mangifera indica (mango), 1269 nucleotides long. Its product is annotated as lignin-forming anionic peroxidase-like. NCBI's taxonomy places the organism in Eukaryota, Viridiplantae, Streptophyta, Magnoliopsida, Sapindales, Anacardiaceae. The coding region runs from base 132 to 1091 and encodes 319 amino acids. Gene Ontology annotation, molecular function: heme binding; peroxidase activity. Gene Ontology annotation, biological process: hydrogen peroxide catabolic process; response to oxidative stress. The record is from RefSeq and is a predicted model, not a curated record. The transcript has 3 exons.